Nycticebus coucang (slow loris) is the source of this 2591-nucleotide messenger RNA. It is a transcript of the gene LTB4R, whose product is annotated as leukotriene B4 receptor. Gene Ontology annotation, molecular function: leukotriene receptor activity; complement receptor activity. Gene Ontology annotation, cellular component: plasma membrane. The transcript is spliced from 2 exons. Gene Ontology annotation, biological process: complement receptor mediated signaling pathway; inflammatory response; positive regulation of cytosolic calcium ion concentration. The coding region runs from base 859 to 1905 and encodes 348 amino acids. NCBI's taxonomy places the organism in Eukaryota, Metazoa, Chordata, Mammalia, Primates, Lorisidae. The record is from RefSeq and is a predicted model, not a curated record.
AAGGUUGGAGAGAGGUGGCGCCAAGGCAAGCACAGGGAAAGUGGUUGGGAGAAAGGGAGAAAACAUUGGAAUUCUGUGUGAUACCAAGGAGAUCAUUUGGAUUUUGACUUCUACCAAAGAGUUUGGAGAAUUGGUUGACCUGAAUGGAACCAAUCCCUUGAAGUAAAGAGCAGGAUGGAAGGUGCUGGAAGAUCACCUUAUUCUGCCAAACUACAUCACAGUACUGCUCUCCUUGGCAUUUACUGACAUACCCUCUUUAAGCCAUAAUGUUACCUAAUCAGAAUUUAGACCCAGAACCUAGUCACAGCUCUGACCUACACUUUCUAUUAAUAUAAAAAUUUACAUUACUCACACCCACAAAAUAAGGAUACCAGUAUUCUAGCCUCUUCAUAUGAACCCAUUUCUGCUCUUUGGCUUCCUGCCCUCCUUCUCCUACUUCAUUACAGAUACAAUUCAUUACUCUGUUCAGUUCUCCGGUCUAGACCUGCGUCUUGAAGCCAUGCCCCAGCCUACUCAUUUCCCCCAUCCCCUUCUGUCACUGCCCCUUCCUGGACUCUUCUCAGCUUGCCUCACCCUCCCAGAGUCCUCCUCCCCAGUGGUUUGCCUGGAACACAAAGACUUUUCCCCUCCUAGUGGAGGGGGGGGGUAGGGGUUUCAGCCCCACCCUCAGGAAGAUGCGGCUUUGCCUCCCCUGCUCAGUAGUACUUCCUCUCUGGCUGACGGGGCUGACAGCAUCCAGACCCUGGGCAGGAUCCUGGCAUUGGGACAGAUCCAGGGAUAGGCUACACCACUCUGCCCUGACCCUGGGAUUGGCACCAGCUUCCAGCCAGUACCUGGCAAAGCUCAUAAGACCUUUCAAUGGCUACAAACACUACAUCCCCUGCAGCAUCCUCCUCACUAAGUGUCAAGUUCAUCUCUCUUCUGGCUAUCACUCUACUGUCAGUGGCACUGGCUGUGGGGCUUCCUGGCAACAGCUUUGUGGUGUGGAGCAUCCUGACAAGGCUGCGGAAGCGUUCUGUCACCGCCUUGCUGGUACUGAACCUGGCCCUGGCCGACCUGGCCGUAUUGCUCACUGCUCCCUUUUUCCUCCACUUCCUGGCUCAAGGCACCUGGAGGUUUGGAGUGGCUGGCUGCUGCCUGUGUCACUAUAUCUGCGGAGUUAGCAUGUAUGCCAGCGUCCUGCUCAUCACAGCCAUGAGUCUGGACCGCUCGCUGGCGGUGGCCCGCCCCUUUGUGUCUCAGAAGCUUCGCACCAAGACAAUUGCCAGGCGGGUGCUGGCAGGUAUCUGGGUGAUGUCCUUCCUGAUGGCCACGCCCGUCCUCAGGUACCGCAGGGUGAUCUUGGCAUCGAACAACAGGAGCCUGGUGUGCUCUUUGAAGUACACUAGCGAGGACCAAAGGGCCUUCCAUCUACUCUUCGAGGCCAUCACGGGCUUCCUGCUGCCCUUCCUGGCGGUAGUGGCUAGCUACUCCGACAUUGGGCGCCGGCUGCAGGCCCGGCGCUUCCACCGCAGCCGCCGCACCGGCCGCCUGGUGGCGCUCAUCAUCCUGGCCUUCGCCGCCUUCUGGCUGCCCUACCACGUGGUGAACUUGGCCAAGGCCGGCCGCGCGCUGGCUGGCCAGCCCGCCGGGUCCGGGCCCGCGGGGCAGCGGCUGAGCCUGGCCCGCCAGGUGCUCAUUGCGCUUGCCUUCCUGAGCAGCAGCGUGAACCCUGUGCUGUACGCGUGCGCUGGCGGCGGCCUGCUGCGCUCGGCCGGCGUGGGCUUCGUCGCCAAGCUGCUGGAGGGCACAGGGUCGGAGGCAUCCAGCACCCGACGCGGAGGCACCCUGGGCCACACUGUGAGAGUUGCGGCUGCUGCCGCUUCUCCAGAGCCCGAACCCAUGGAGGGAAGCGAACUGAGCUAGGACUGGAAAGGACGCUUGCUUUUCUCCCAGCCCAGUGACCCUGCGCUGGGCUGACACAGUUCUGUAGACGGAAGAGGAACAGGAGCGUGGGAGAGAGGGGUGGAGCUGAGGAAGACAGAGGGAUGGGGCGUGGGAGGACAGAGUGAGAGCUGUGCUCCAGCCUGGCUCCUGCUGCAGCUUUUUCAUUCAAACUAAGUCUGAAAUCGAGUCAGCCCUGAAUGUGGGCAAGUUUUAUAGGCCACUGGGUAUUUGCAGGCGCCUAGAAGAAGUUCCUCUCAGUAGGGAGAAUCACACCCUUUAGUUCCCCAUGAUUUACAAUUGUGGAAGAGAUGCAGAGUCAGAAACCGCCUACCUCAAAAUCGAUCAUACUUGGAAAAACAGUUUACAGAAUCCUAAAGGAGCUUGUCUAGGAAGACCACCCACGUAGGAUUAUCACUCCAGACUCUGUGACUCACUGGGUCUUCAGAGAAAACCCUGCUUUGAACAGUCUUCCCUGAAGCCUGUGAUAAAUAUCCUUGUUAACAUGACUCCAACUUCCUGCCCAUAAUCUUCCUCUUUUCAGGCAGGGAUGGGGAACCUGUGGCCUUCUGAUGUCAAGAUUGUUCUUUUUUAAACAUCAAAGGAAUCAAGAAAAGCUUCAUCUUUCUCUGCUGCACCCUUUUAAUAAAAGAAUUUGUUCCGUAAAA